UAUUAUCCUUUGCACAAAUAUGCACCUCUUUAAUCAUCACCUCAAUUUUACUCCAAAACACAAACACACCCUCUCUCUAUAAUUUACCACUCAUUUCAUCGCCGGAAAACACAUCUCCGAUCAUUCACCACUCCGAUCCACCGUUUUUUAACCUGAGAUGCGACGUCGCAGCUUUCACCUUCCAAAUUCAUUAGCUUAGGGUUAGGGUUCUCAAAAUGUUCAAGAAAUUAAUGAAAGGAGGGCAGAAGAAGCCCUCCAAAUCCGAUUCAACAGACGGAUUUGGUCCACCGGCGAACACCACCGUUGAUUCAUCGGCGGUCGUCAUACCACCACCGUCAGGAACAAUCGAAGCGCUUCCAUUGUUUCGCGACGUACCGGUAUCCGAGAGACAGAAUUUAUUUCUCCGGAAGCUUCAGAUUUGUUGCCACACUUUAGAUUUCACCGAUACGUUGAAAUCGGUUCGAGAGAAAGAAAUCAAGAGACAAACUUUGAUGGAAUUGGUUGAAUUUAUUCAAUCUGGUUCGAGUAAGAUAUCGGAGAUUUGUCAAGAAGAGAUGAUCAAAAUGGUUUCGAUGAAUAUUUUCCGGUGUCUUCCUCCGGCGUAUCAUGAGAAUACUGGACAAGAUGCUGCCGAUCCAGAAGAGGAGGAGCCGUGUUUGGAACCGGCCUGGCCGCAUUUGCAGCUUGUUUAUGAGCUUCUGCUUAGAUAUGUGGUUUCAUCUGAUACUGAUACGAAGGUAGCGAAACGUUACAUUGAUCAUUCAUUUGUGCUUAAAUUGCUUGAUUUGUUUGAUUCUGAGGAUCCCAGAGAGCGUGAAUAUGUUAAAACGAUAUUGCACCGUGUUUAUGGAAAAUUUAUGGUUCAUAGACCCUUUAUUAGGAAGGCUAUUAAUAACAUAUUUUAUCGGUUUAUUUAUGAAACUGAGCGACAUAGUGGAAUUAUGGAGCUUCUUGAGAUUCUUGGGAGUAUAAUUAAUGGGUUUGCGUUGCCGAUGAAGGAGGAGCACAAGUUGUUUCUUGUGCGAGCGUUGUUGCCUUUGCAUAAACCGAAACCGGUUGCUGUGUACCAUCAGCAGUUGUCUUACUGCAUUUCGCAGUUUGUUGAGAAGGAUUUUAAGCUGGCGGAUACGGUUAUUAGGGGUUUGUUGAAGUAUUGGCCGGUGACUAAUUGUCAAAAGGAAGUUCUUUUUCUCGGGGAACUGGAGGAAGUGCUGGAGGCUACCCAAGCUGCGGAGUUCCAACGCUGCAUGGUUCUUCUUUUUAGACAGAUUGCUCGCUGCCUCAAUAGUCCACAUUUCCAGGUCGCAGAACGAGCCCUCUUUUUGUGGAAUAACGAGCACAUCGUCAGUUUAAUUGCCCAAAACAGGACUGUAGUAUUGCCCAUAAUAUUUGAAGCAUUGGAGAAAAAUGUCCAGAGUCAUUGGAACCCAGCUGUAAAUGGGUUGACUGUGAAUGUUAGGAAAAUGUUCCUUGAAAUGGAUGCUGAAUUGUUUGAAGAGUGCCAGAGGCAGUAUUUGGAAAGAGAGGCUAAAGCCAAAGAGGUGGAAGAGCUGCGGGAAUUGAAUUGGAAGAGACUGGCAGAUGCGGCUGCACAGAAUGGGGCGGAUAUGAUCACAGCUUAGCCAAAUUAAAAUUAUUUUACUGCCCUAAAUGGGAUCGUUCAUUGGAUAGGCGGAGGAUUAUAUUUUAUAUGCACUCCUUGCCAUUUUGGUGCCAUUAUUGAUUGGUUUCUUUCUCCCCUCUGUAAUUUAUUUUUGCUCUCCAUUUUCUUCGUUGGAUAAUCAGAAAGUUAAAGAAAGCAGUGAUUAUUGUAAGAUAAAAAUGUAUUAGACGUAAGCAAUGUCUGCAGAUUAAGAAUGUUUUGUGAAAUACUUGUAUUUAUUUCCCGUACAGAAAGAUACGGAAAUUUUCUUUUCAUUGUUACAACAAAUAUGCAUUUUUUUUAGGUGCGACAAGUUCUUCCCACCUUUUUGUGCUUGAUCUGUACUUUGAUUGGAGUCGUUUUGCAAUAAAGCUAAGGUUGGUUA
This is a messenger RNA of Medicago truncatula (barrel medic), 2027 nucleotides long. RefSeq names its product serine/threonine protein phosphatase 2A 57 kDa regulatory subunit B' beta isoform. The record is from RefSeq and is a predicted model, not a curated record. Gene Ontology annotation, biological process: signal transduction. Gene Ontology annotation, molecular function: protein phosphatase regulator activity. Lineage: Eukaryota; Viridiplantae; Streptophyta; Magnoliopsida; Fabales; Fabaceae. Gene Ontology annotation, cellular component: protein phosphatase type 2A complex. Bases 216 to 1622 code for a protein of 468 amino acids. The transcript has 2 exons.